AUGUAUGUAUCUGUCUAUCUAUCUAUCUCAGUCCUUUUCAUAUCUAUCUAUCUGUUGCAGGCCCGAUGGGAUAACUGCGUUAUCCUAUCUAUCUAUCUAUCUAUCUAUCUAUCUAUCUAUCUAAUUAGACCUGGUUUCUAUCUAUCUAUUAGUGAGUUCGAUCCUCACUGGGUACCCCCUACUUUCGGCCUUGUGCCACAUCUAAAUUACGCUUGGAAUAUUCCUGUACUUUUUCUGUCUGUUUUAUUAAACCUGCUUUCUAUCUCUCUCUCUGUCUGUAUCGCUUCAUUAUCUAUCUAUCUAUCUAUCUAUCUAUCUAUCUAUCUAUCUAUCUAUCUAUCUAUGUCGCUUCGUUACCUUAUCUAUCUGUCUAUCUUAUUAAAACUGUUUUCUAUCUAUCUAUCUAUCUAUCUAUCUAUCUAUCUAUCUAUCUAUCUAUCUAUCUAUCUAUCUGAUUCCUUUAAAUAUCUAUCUAUCUAUCUAUCUAUCUAUCUAUCUAUCUAUCUAAUUCAAACUGCUUUCUUUCUAUCUUAA
Molecule: messenger RNA, 534 nt
Organism: Acanthosepion pharaonis
Lineage: Eukaryota; Metazoa; Mollusca; Cephalopoda; Sepiida; Sepiidae
Source: the annotation of a GenBank genome assembly